GAGUUACAACCUUCACUUUCUACUCUCUCCUAUACAUUCUUUCUUUAGAUCGCUUUUACAAGCUACUUUAUUGCUUCAGCCUUUCUCCUUUUCAAGGGGCUUCGAUUUAAUUUCCUUAUAGUUCUUUUCAGAUAACACAUCGAUCCCAGACAUCUCUUUCAUCCUUUUUCUACUCUCACCCAGAAAAAAACAAAAAAUGAAGUUCUUGUCUACAAAAGCCACAUGCAACUCUCAUGGCCAAGAUUCCUCAUACUUCCUAGGAUGGCAAGAAUACGAGAAGAACCCCUACGAUGAGGUUCUGAAUCCCCAAGGAAUUAUUCAGAUGGGUCUUGCAGAGAACCAGCUCUCUUUCGAUCUCCUAGAGUCUUGGCUCGCUAAGAACCCUGACGUGGCGGGAUUCAAGAGCGAUGGCAAAUCAAUAUUCCGAGAGCUUGCUCUGUUCCAGGACUAUCAUGGCCUCCCUUCCUUCAAGAAGGCAUUGGUGGACUUCAUGGCUGAGAUUCGAGGAAACAAAGUGACUUUUGAUCCCAACCACAUUGUUCUAACAGCUGGUUCCACCUCAGCAAACGAGACCCUCAUGUUUUGUCUUGCUGAACUAGGAGACGCGUUCCUCCUUCCCACUCCUUAUUACCCUGGAUUCGAUAGAGAUCUCAAGUGGCGAACUGGGGUGGAGAUCGUUCCAAUACAAUGCACUAGCUCCAAUAACUUCCAAAUCACUGAAGCCGCUUUGAAACAGGCUUAUCAAGAGGCGAAGAAGCGCAACCUCAGAGUCAAAGGCGUGUUGGUGACAAACCCAUCCAACCCACUUGGCACUACCAUGUCCCGGAGUGAAUUGAAUCUUCUCGUUGACUUCAUCAAAGACAAAAACAUGCAUUUGAUAAGCGACGAGAUUUACUCCGGUACCGUUUACAACUCCCCAGGCUUCGUCAGCAUCAUGGAAAUCCUUAAGGACAGAAAUGACCUUAAAGAUUGCGGUGCCAAUGUUUGGGACCGAGUUCACAUAGUGUAUAGUCUCUCCAAAGACUUGGGCUUACCAGGAUUCCGUGUGGGCGCAAUCUAUUCUGAAAACGAGGUCGUUGUGGCGGCUGCGACAAAAAUGUCAAGCUUUGGCUUGGUUUCCUCACAAACUCAGUACCUCCUCUCAGCCAUGCUGGGUGAUAAGAAAUUCACCAAAAACUACAUCUCUGAGAACCUAAAGAGGCUGAAACGACGCCAGAGAAACCUUGUUUCAGGCCUCCAGAAAGCAGGCAUUAGUUGUCUUAAAACCAACAAUGCAGGCUUGUUUUGUUGGGUUGACAUGAGGCACCUUCUCCACUCCAACACAUUCGAAGCUGAGAUGGAGCUCUGGAAGAAGAUACUCUACCAGGUUCGGUUAAACAUAUCCCCAGGGUCCUCCUGCCACUGUACCGAACCUGGCUGGUUUCGGAUGUGCUUUGCUAACAUGUCCGAAGAAACUCUAAACCUAGCCAUGAAACGGUUGAAGACCUUCGUCCAAGAGUCAAAUCACGACAACGGGUGCACCACGAAAAGAGUUCAGUCUUCAAGAAGAAAGUCACUCUCCAAUUGGGUAUUCCGGCUAUCUUCUCGCGAACAUCGUGAACAAGAACAACGAUAGCCCGGCGGUGACGUGAACUGUGCUAAGUCUGAACGCAUGCAGAAUUAACUUUAUUAUUUUUUCCUCACCGAAUAUUCUUGGUGGAGUUACAACUACGUAGCUAUAUAGUUAUUGUUAUUUAUUACUAUUACUAUUUUUUAAAAUGAUGAAAUUGUAGCUAGAGAAGACGAACACUCUAUCCAUUUGGAUGUAAAGUGUGGUCUGUUAAUUAGUGAGCUACCAUCGUUUGUACAACUUCCAUCUCAAUCAUCAGUUACCUUAUGC
Vigna radiata var. radiata (mung bean) is the source of this 1879-nucleotide messenger RNA. RefSeq names its product 1-aminocyclopropane-1-carboxylate synthase 3-like. NCBI's taxonomy places the organism in Eukaryota, Viridiplantae, Streptophyta, Magnoliopsida, Fabales, Fabaceae. Gene Ontology annotation, biological process: amino acid metabolic process; biosynthetic process. The record is from RefSeq. Gene Ontology annotation, molecular function: transaminase activity; pyridoxal phosphate binding; 1-aminocyclopropane-1-carboxylate synthase activity.